This is a messenger RNA of Columba livia (rock pigeon), 4746 nucleotides long. It is a transcript of the gene SPRY4, whose product is annotated as sprouty RTK signaling antagonist 4. Gene Ontology annotation, biological process: negative regulation of fibroblast growth factor receptor signaling pathway; multicellular organism development; negative regulation of MAP kinase activity. Bases 306 to 1205 code for a protein of 299 amino acids. Gene Ontology annotation, cellular component: cytosol; membrane. The record is from RefSeq and is a predicted model, not a curated record. The transcript has 2 exons. Lineage: Eukaryota; Metazoa; Chordata; Aves; Columbiformes; Columbidae.
GGCGCCCCGGUGUCCACCCAUUCAUAGAGUCCGGAGGCCGCGCAUGCGCAAAAGGAGCCGCUGCCCUCCCAUUCAUAAAAUAGCCAUUUUCCCAGGCAGCGGCGGCUGCAGCACCGCGGAGCCGCUGACAGCCGCUCCUGCUCCCUUCCCGCAGCCCCGGCGGCUCCUGCCAGGAUUUUCGCAGGUCCGGCCCCCUCGUCCGGCUCGGAUUUAGGAUUAACUCGCCUAUGGAGAGAUGGUCUUAGCUGAAUUAUUUAAAGAUACUUAAGAGCAGAUUUUUCACCAUUUAUCAGACUGCUUUAUCCAUGGAGCCCCGGGUUCCCCACAACAUCACCGUUGUCCCCAAUUCUGUGAUGGUCCAGCCCUUGCUGGACAGCCGGAUCCCCUAUGGGCGGCUGCAGCAUCCACUCACCAUCCUGCCGAUCGACCAAAUGAAGACAACUCACAUAGAGAACGACUACACCGACAACCCCACCGCUUCCCAGCUGGCAGCCCAGAAGCGUCCCCGAGGCCCCCAGGAACUGGUCUUGACCAACCAGCACCUGCAGCACUGUGAGCAGGAUGUCACCCACCCCUGGAUUUCCUUCAGCGGGCGCCCCAGCUCCAUCAGCAGCAGCAGCAGCACAUCUUCAGACCAAAGGCUCUUGGACCACAUGGCCCCGGUGCCCAUGGCGGAGCAGUCCUCCCCCAGGGCGGUUCGCAUCCAGCCCAAGGUGAUUAACUGCAAACCCCUGGACCUGAAGGGCCCUGUGUCUCAGGAACUGGACAAGCACUUUCUGCUGUGUGAAGCCUGUGGGAAAUGCAAGUGCAAGGAGUGCGCGCUGCCCCGGACUCUGCCCUCGUGCUGGGUGUGCAACCAAGGGUGUCUCUGCUCAGCACAGAACCUGGUCAACUACUCCACCUGCAUGUGUCUCGUCAAGGGUGUCUUCUACCACUGCACCAACGAGGACGACGAGGGCACGUGUGCCGACCACCCCUGCUCCUGCUCCCACUCCAACUGCUGCGCCCGCUGGUCCUUCAUGAGCGCCCUGUCCCUGGUGCUCCCCUGCUUGCUCUGCUACCUGCCGGCCACCGGCUGCGUCAAGCUGGCCCAGAGAUGCUACGACCGAGUGAGCCGGCCCGGCUGCCGGUGCAAAAACACAAACAGCGUCAUUUGCAAGGCGCUGCCGGAGAGCAAAGCAAGCAGGCCAGAAAAGCCCUUUUGAUAGUUUGGGAGGAUGGGGAGUGGGAGGACGCUCGGGGGGGUGGGAGGGUGGCACUGGCUCUUUUUAAUAACCUGUGCUCUGAGAAUAACAUUAGCCUUUUGCCUUUGGAGAAAGCAGAAGCAACUGUUUCCGCAAACUGAAGCACUUUGGGUUUUUCAGGGUUUUGGAACUGGUCAGAAUUUAAAUAGAUGGGGCCAAAGGAGUAAUCCUAAUAAUGUAAAGUGAAGACUGAAAACCUAUGUAUAUCCUGAAGUACAGCUGCUUAAAACCUCCUGGUUCAGCCGGCCGGCUGCUCACCAUGCCUGCAUACCACAAGAACCAUUAACUGCUCGCUUGGCAGGCACGGCCGCACAAGCAAUACCAUUCCCAGCUGCAAAAAGCUGCAUCGGCUUCUUAUUCAGGGUGGGCUUCUUGUUUUCGCUUUCCUUCCAAAUGCCGAUUUGCUACCAGCAGCCUCUUCAAGGCGAUGGGUUCAUUCCCUGUAGCCCUCCUUUCCCACCCCAUUAGAAGGGCCAGUUGCACACAAAGUACAUGUUUCUCAGAAGCUUUCUGUGUCCCUCAAAGAUUUCGAACCAGAAGUAAAGAUACAGUUCAUUCACUUAAGGGUCUCUUAACAUUUAGGCGUAUUGCUUUCUUUGAACCCACCUGGCCACACUGAUUUGGAGCCUCUAUUUAAAGCAAGGUGGCGGCAGGGUUGCUCCCUCCCCGAGAAGAACAGCAGCAGGAUUUGUUCAGGCAGUUGUAUCAACAUCGUGUCGUUCUGGCUGGAAGCUGAUCUACAGCGUCAGGUUUCACUCAAUGGAAUAGUAAUUUUACAUCAACAGUACAGACCCGCUCCAGAAGGAGGUUGCUGGGAUCCCGUUUCCCCACGGCGCGUUUGCUCCCCCGGUGCCGGGGCCAAGCGGAUCUUAACUGACGCCACAAAGUGAAGAUAUUCAGUGUUUGUUUCUCCAGACCUCUUAAGCACUGUAGCAAGUCACAAAAACCUAAGCCUAAGACACACGUAGGUGUAUUUUUAUAGGGAUAUCAAUGCAGUACCCCCUCUCCUGGAACAAGCUCUUUGCUCAUUAAAUAUUAAGAUUUUUUUUUAAUCUUGGGGAAGAAUGGCCUUUGCUUGAAGUACAGCCCAUUCCCCAGCUCUAUUGCUGCUGUUUGACUUCUGCCUCCUCCGUACAAAAGUGUGUCUUUUUAAAUGUAGAGAGUACUUCUAAUGUUCAUUUUAGUGUUAACAAACGCCAGGGAAAGCUGGGGAGGGAAGAGAGCGUAUUGAAGAAAUUUGCCCAUGGUUUUCAGUAAGUGAAUAUCAUCGGCUUCGUGCACUCGCCAAGGGCCGGUUCUGCAUUCCCCUGGGGUGCAGUAACCCCUUUUCCUCAACAGCUACAAGGUGCUAAAUAAAACUCUUUGUCCACACAUGCAACCCUGUAAUAAAUAGGUAGGUACUUGUUGCAUGCAGAAAACUGAUCUAGCCACUUUUUUUUGAUUAGAGGAAACUUCCUCAGUAAAUGCACAGCAGUGACAGUGACAUGUCGUCUCUAAUUAGAUAAGCAAUAGGCAGAGCUCAUGUAGCAUUUCCAGGAAUCCCAUUUGCUCGGUUGCAAUACAGUUGCUGCGUGGGGGUUGGCAGGAGCAUGCUGAUGGGAGUUCUGGUGUCGUUUGUUUUAAGAAUUUGUUUAAUCUGGAUGACUUGGGGUUUAGUGAAGCUUAAUUGUAGCUAUUUAUUGAAUGGGGAAUUAAAAAAAAAAAAUGCAAACCUUCUAUAUUUAUAACAUUUGCUAGCUUGUGUAUGAUAAAUCAUAGGAAAAUGGAUGCUACAUCUGUCACCAGAUACCGAUUCCUAUAGUUUAUCCUUGUGUUGACUGUAUGGGGACACCAGAAAGAAGGAAGCAGUUGGGGGUCCAAAGCUGUAUAUAUUAUCUUGCACAAAUGAGGGGGGAAAGGGUAAAAGGAAAACCAACCCCAAAUUAGCUGAACUGUUGGUUGAAUGUAUUAGGUCUUGUAUUUAAUAAGAGAAAUUGGUCUUCUAAGAUGCAAACAGGCUAGAAAACACAGCAGAAGAGGUAUUUACCUGCUGCCCUCCUCUAUUGGGACCACACAUGUCCAAAUGGCCUCUGCUUAUGGUGGUUUUGCCUUUUUGCCCCUCUGUCCUUGGCUGUUCUUGGGGGAUCUGUGCUGAAAACCUGCAAUAGCAAAGCCCAUGGCUCAGACACGUGGUCCUUGCAAGCAAACACAGCGCUGGAGUGGUCGCCACCGUGCCAAUCUACACUCAUGUAUAUACACCCAGCAAUCCCCUCUGGAUUUCCUUUCAUUGUACAUACUUGUAAACUAUUUCUCUGUUGGUUUCUUUUAAUAUAUAAAUCCUGCUAUGGUGUAAGCCGCUCCCAAGCUGGAAGGCCGUGAAGCGUUAGUGGAUGUGUUAGAGCAGUGGUAAAUGUAGCAGAGCCACCCUCCCUCUCCUCCUCAGCCCCCGGCACGGUGCUGGGCUCUGCCCCACAGGCCACGGCUCGGCCAGGAGCUGCGAGCCCCUUGGGAAGCACUCGGAGAGGCUCAGGGUCCCCCAAAACGGGGGCUCAGCCACGGCGCUGCGCUGUGGGGCUGGCGGGGGGGAUGGCUCCGGUCACUAAUGUCUUUGUUCCCCUAUCCCAACACCUCUGUUCCCCCAUCCCCUUUCAAGGUACGUGGGUCUCCUGCCACCCCUGAGAUGUACCACGGGCACCGUGCCGUGUCACCUCAGCCCCAGCGAGGGCAGGAUGGCAGCAGCUCUGCUCAUCCUCCCUGCAGGUCGUGUCCCCUCCUGCAAACUGAUGAACAGCUGUUAAUUAGCAGAAAUCGCGGGCACGACACUUGCUCUAUGACCAUGUCCGUGUCGGUGCGACCACAAAGGCAAGAGGGGUGGUGAGGACAGGUUCUCCCGGCCCUGGGCCACCACGGAUCACCUCUGAGGACGAGGGUGGCAGAGCACUUUGGCUUUACCGCCCCAAACUGCUAAUUGCUGUCACACGCUCAUUGCUGGGCUUUGGCCUCUGCCCACACACACAAGCAAAGGCUUGGAGAGCAAGAGGGGGUGACUUAGCGAUAUGCUGGCGAUGCCACCCCAUGUCCCCAGCGGGAGCUCGCCGAGAGCAGAGCGGCAUCACCGGCCAAAUAAUCCCUCACCGCUCCCUCUGCCCCGGCGCCCGCCGGGUACAGGGAGUAGUGACUAAAUUCACCCCGUUGCUCCCUGGGCGCCGGCUUUCGCGCCCGGACGAGCCCUCGCCCUGUCACAGCACUGGGUGUUCCUCCUCAUCCCUCGCUUGGACACGCUGAGAAAGGUUUCCCCCUUCUCCUGUUGCCACCCCACCACAUAUACACCCUGAGAAGUUACCACAGAAGGUUUUUCUUUGUAUAGAAUAUUUAUUUUGAAGCUCUAUUUUAAUAGUAUUUAUUUUAGAAAGUCUACUAUUGUAAGAGUUCUUCUGUUUGUGAAGAAAAACAAGUACUGAUGAAUGUACUGAUCUAGAAAUUAUAUAUAUAUAUAUAAAUAUAUAUUGUUAAAUAUAUAAAU